AUGAACCAGAUCUCCCUUCGUUCUGAGCGAGUUGUGCAAACCUCGGGCUUUGGCGCGAAUCAAACAGAGCCUGAGGUUUUGGCGCGAAUCAGUCGAGCAAAUCUUGUACGAGCUGAGUGCCGCCGCUACGCGGCGGGAAAGAAUGAAAGUCGUUCCUUGUGUUUUGCCUCCGUUCCGCUCGCUACGGCUCGCUUCACUACUCGCAUGGUAGGCUGGCAGAUUGUGGCUCAGGCGGGCCCAUAGGCCCGCAGGGUUGCAGAAGGUGUCGAUUUGGGCCGCCUCGCUGCGCUCGGCAGCUUUUAGGCCAAUCGGGGCCACCUUCGCUGCGCUCGGCAGCCAGUAGAAAUAUUUAAAUUAUUUUAUCCAAUGAU
Messenger RNA from Phytophthora infestans T30-4, 371 nucleotides. RefSeq lists its product as uncharacterized. The coding region runs from base 1 to 243 and encodes 80 amino acids. The record is from RefSeq and is a predicted model, not a curated record. NCBI's taxonomy places the organism in Eukaryota, Oomycota, Peronosporomycetes, Peronosporales, Peronosporaceae. The transcript has 2 exons.